GUGUCCGUGUGCAGCACGCGCUGAGCGUCAAUGACUGCUGUUUUUGUCCUCAUAUUACUGUUUACGUCAGGCAGUGUGGGGGGAGUUUUCCACUGACGAACACACACAGCUCAACAACAGCUGAUCUCACUGUACUAUACGUGCAAAGAGAGCUAAGAAAGAGGACGUGAGUGCUAUCUUGAUAACUUUUCAAGCAUCAUUUAGUCGUCUCUUCCACCCAUGAUACACGGAUACACAACCACUGGAUCGCCAUGGCUACAUCGCAGCGUGGGGGUUUAAAGAGGAAAUAUUGUUUCCCAGAUGAGGAUGCCAUUUACUCUUCCUCAUCCCCCUCAUCACACUCUGAAUGGGACACUGAUGAAGAGAACCCCCAAAGUGAUAGUGUGAACUUUGGGCCUGUUGGUUCUUUCUCUUCAAGUCGUCACAUGCCAAUUUCAUCCAUCCUGAAGAAGACAAAAGAUACUCAAUCCAAAGGCAGUGUUCGGUUUGGCCUGGUUACAGUGUUCCUUUUCCAGCGCUGUCAAGGUUUCAGCAGUGUGCCCAGUCACGGUGGCUGCACACUGGGCAUGGUUAGACGGCACGCUGCCCGCCAGCAGUUCACCCUGGCGAAGCACGCGGAGGAGCAGCAGCGCUUGCAAAUGGAGAGGCUCCAUGAGCAACACCAAGAGGAGAGGCUGGAGGCAAUGAGACAGAAGCUGAUUAUCAGUGGGACUCUCACAGUGACAGAAGCAGCCAGGCUGACAGUGAACGACGUCCCAGAUGAGGAUGCCGAUCUCAGUAGCACAAAGCUGAAAGACAUGGGAUCCCUCCGUCCCUACUCUUCCAAACGGAGACGUGCAUUAUUGAGAGCAGCAGGGGUGGUGCGAAUCGACCGGGAGGAGAAGAGGCAGCUGAAGGAUCUGCGGCGGUGGAGGGAAGACUGUGGAUGCCACUGCCAGGGCUUCUGUGACCCGGAGACCUGUGCCUGCAGCCAGGCUGGCAUCAAGUGCCAAAUGGAUCGCUCCAACUUUCCUUGUGGAUGUUCAAAGGAAUGUUGUGGGAAUCCCGCAGGCCGAAUCGAGUUCAACUCCAGCCGUGUACGGAGCCACUACAUCCACACACACAUGAAGCUGGAGCUGGAAAAGAGGCUGCACGAUGACAACAGACUAACUGCCACUGAGCAACAAUCAGCGGAGAGGAACAGAGCUAUUACAUUUCCUGUAGAAAACGGCUCUCCCUCAUUUCUCCUGAGCUCAGAGCUCUGCAGGCAGGGGGACAACAGCUGGAGCAGUGACAUGACUGACACCUCCUGCUCUUCUUCUCUGAGUCUGGACUCUGAGACGGAUGGAAGGCCUUCCUCAGAGCGACCCACACUGGACGUGGACGGCAGAGGACUCACUCACAUACUCAGUUUUUCUGAUUCUGAUGGAGAAGGAUGUCCAUACAUUAAAGAGUAUGAUCUGUCCACAAAAGCCUCUGGUGGCACAUCCACAAAGGAAAGCAACACCAGUACAUCUAAAUUGAAGUAUCUGGAUGAAAAUGCUAAUCAGGCCACCAUGGAAUGUGUCAACGAUCCAUUUGACAUCCCUAAUACACCUUCUGCAUCUCCAGAUCACACUAUGAACUGUUACAUGGACCUCAGUCUGUCCUCAGGCUCUGACCUGGUCUUUUUUGACACUUUCCAUGAGUACGGUCUAAGCCGCAAUCAUUUUAAAGUGUGCAGUCAUCUGGACUACAUGUCACAGCUCCAGUUCCCCUGCUGUCCCAGUCCCACUCUAACUGAGGACUCAGGAGUCAGUCUUCUGGAGUCUCUUGUAGGAAUUUCUUAAUGGGGAUCAGAGUGGCUCAGUAUUUUUACUGAUGUUUUUAAAGACAAAUGAGCAUUGUUCAUUUGCAGUUGUACAGUAUCAUUAAAUCUCAUUUACUAUGAGAAAAAUGGUAAAUAACUUUGAAAUUUAAGGAUAUUCCUUAGAAUUAUAUUUAAGGAUAUCAAUGUAGUCUGUAACCAUUCACGAUCACAGUGUAAAUACAGUUAAAAACCACUCAGUGAAAAUCUGGGGAAAGUAUCAUGAUGAGUAAUAUGUCAACAUUUUUGCCAAAGGUCUUGGAGAGUUUGUACAGUGGUUUCAGGUAAGAUUUUAUGUUUAUACUUUGUAAACUAAAGGCUUCAUUACCUUUUUAUAAGUUAUCAAACUAAUCCUAUUGCAGUAAAUAAAGUUUUACUGUUAAAUGUUUAUUUAUAAAAGCCAUUCAUAUUUAUUUCUUAGUUGUGUUUAGCUUUAAUGAUCAUGUAUGUGAAUCAAAGUUUUAUUUUUGUGUAGCACAGUGUAUUUGUUACAGUGUUUCAAAUGAGUUAGCUGAUAUAAAUGUCAAAAUGCCAUUUUCAUAUUUCAUGAUCGUCUUUUCAAGGGCCAGCAUGACUUUUCAUUUAAAAGGAAAUGUUUUUCAUUUAAGGAAUGACUUGUAAUAUAUAAAGAAAUUCAGGCUACAUUUGCUUUGUGAAUAUUUCAUUCAUCAAUGGUAUACCGGCUCUGUAUUUACUUCAGUGAAUGUUUUUGGACAUUUCAAAAUGUGUCCAGUUUUUUUUUUUUUUUUUGGAAUA
Sinocyclocheilus rhinocerous is the source of this 2581-nucleotide messenger RNA. Its product is annotated as cysteine/serine-rich nuclear protein 1-like. Gene Ontology annotation, biological process: regulation of transcription by RNA polymerase II. NCBI's taxonomy places the organism in Eukaryota, Metazoa, Chordata, Actinopteri, Cypriniformes, Cyprinidae. The record is from RefSeq and is a predicted model, not a curated record. Gene Ontology annotation, molecular function: sequence-specific DNA binding; DNA-binding transcription factor activity, RNA polymerase II-specific. The transcript is spliced from 5 exons. Gene Ontology annotation, cellular component: nucleus. The coding region runs from base 252 to 1808 and encodes 518 amino acids.